GCCACUGAUCUGUCGCUUAUUGCAGAAGAGCUUUAUUUUACUGUAAUUGACCCCAGUGAAAAUGACCAAAAUGAUGGUGAAAAUUUCGAACGCAGCGAUGAUGACGAUGAAGAAAAUGAAGAAAUUGCAGAUGAUGGCAUGGUCGAGAAAACUUUUAAAUUUGAUGAUUUUGCCAAAAGAUUACUAAAUCCAAAAAUAGUUCGUGCUUGUGUUGUGGUACUUUCUGAUUGGGAACAAAUACCAACAAAAUCCCUAAAAGCAGCUGUAACCAUACUACAUCGUAUUGCCUAUGGAUGCUCAUGUCCGGCCAUGCUUUAUCAGGCCAAACUAUUUCGUAUCUUUCAACAAGUUUUCCACGCUGGUCGUGAUGCACAUCAUGAGGAAUUGCGUCGUUUGGGAAUUUUUGUUGUACGUAAAUUUGUGGAAACCGCACCAAAUAAUCCAAAAAUCUACGCUGAAUUGUUGUUCUAUAAAUCGAUUAAAGAAGCAAAUGAACUGGAAAGUGGCUACUGUGAUGCCUAUGAAUCCGGCACCAAAGGAACCUGGACUGAAGAACAAGAGUCAGAGUUACGUUUUCUAUUUGAAGAGAAUCAACGAAAUCCUGAAACUGACAAGGAUGUCAUUGACUGGAUUUUAGAAAAUAUUGGUGACAGAACACGCACCAGGAGAGGAGUCCUAAAGAAACUUAAAGAAUUGGGUUUAAAGUUUAAGGCACCAACCAAAAAGUCCACUGCCGAUGCCCACAACAAAAAUCUAUGGCGCUCGGAAGAAGAUGAAGAACUGCGCAGUCUUUACGAUCAGUAUCGAACUGAAGAUGAUUGUCUUCAACGUAUCCUAGACGAAUUCGCCGAACGGCGCAACAAGCAAGCUAUAAUCAAAAGAAUGUUGCAAUUACAUAUUAUCGCUGAUAAAUCGGAAAUUCUACCCCAAAAGCCUCGUAAACGCAAAUCCAAGAAACAAAUGGAAAAUGGAGAAGAGGAAGGAGGAGAGCAUGAUGAAUAUGAAUUUAUGGAAGAACCAACAUUUGAUGGAACUGAUAGGCCAAGCACAUCCCGACAAAGUAAGGCUAAGAAACCAGCCAAAGCUAAAGCACGCAAGAUAGUACGUACUCCGCUAGAUGUGGGCACGGUAAGAGCUUUAUUGGGGCAAGUUGAUGCCGAAAAAUACCAAGAAGCUAUUGAUUGGCUUAAAGAAUGUUUGGAUGAUGCUGCUGAUGAUACUGAUGAACCGGCAGAAGAAGAUGAUGGUGUUCCUUUGGUACCCUUGCAAGAGUUGCAAAAAGAAGCCAUGGAAGAUGGAGAUUUCAAAAAGGUUUUGGUAGCUUUGGGCAUACAGCCCCCUGUCUUUGGCAUGGAAAGCUAUUGGCGUAUACCCACUUAUUUGAAUUCGGCUGAUUUGAAAUUAAGAGCUAAAAUUGUGGCUGGCGAAGAGGUAAAUAUCGAUGUGGAAGAUUUGGAAGAUGAAGACAAUGGAACGGACAAUGAAAGCGCCGAAGAAAAUGUUGAUAAUCGCGAUGGUGAUGAAAGUGAGGAAGAUUAUUUGGAGACUUUGGGUAUGGCCAAGGAACGUAAGAAGUUGGAUAAUUUGGAAAAUUAUAUGGAUCAGCAAAGGGAGAAAAUGAAAAACUUAAUGUUUAGCAAAAGUGAUGAAGAGACUGAAGAACGUGCUCCUUUAAAAGAGAAAAAGAAGAGUAAAACCAAAAAGGAAACCAAAGCUAAAAAAAAGAAGCAAGACUCUGAUUCUGAGGAGGAUACCGAAAUGGUGGAUAAAAUAAAAAAGAAGUUAGAUAAAAAGAAACGCAACUAUGAUUUGAGCAGUGAAGAAGAUGAUGGAGAAGGAACAUUUAAAAAACCUAAAGAAAAGGAAAUGGUCAAGCCCGAUACAACCGAUUUAUUUGAUCAAUUAAAGGCCAAACGAGCCAAAAGUAAAAUUAAUCUUAAAGAUAUGAUGGCCGAAAAGGAUAAUACAGGUGAAGAGGAUGAUGUUGAUUUAAAUUUCAAUUCUGAGGAUUAUCGCAAACGUUUAGCUGAAUUGGGCGAUGAUGACGAGGUGGAUGAUGAUGAGGACAAUGAACAACAAACAUUAAGCAAUCGUUCCCGCCGUGCCAAUGUAAUUGAAUCCGAUUCUGAUGAUGCUGAUGGCAAUGUUGUUGACAAUGUUAAUAAAGCCAACAACAGAGAUAAACAAGCCUUCAACGACACUGAUGAUGAUGAUGACAACAAUAAUGCCGAUGAUGAUAGUGUUAAAUCCAUUAAAAAACAACAAACAGGCGACAAUAUAAAAGACUCCUCGUCUAAAAUUUCUACAAAAAAACGUCAACGUUCCCUAGAUGAAGACAAUACAGCCGAGAUGGAGCAAGAGGAUGAUGAGGACGAGGAUGCUAAAUUUCUAAAACGCAAAAAACCAUCAUCAAACGAACAACGUGCUUCAGUGAUUGGUGAGGAACCAGCUAAACGACGCCGUGUUGCUGUCAUAGACGAUGAUGAUGAGGAUGAUUGAGCAAACAAUUUCAUUUUUACUUACUCUCUAUAUUGUAUGCAAUGAUUUUCAUUUAAUUUAAUUUUUUUUUUUUAUGUUUUGUUUUACUUUAUUUUCUUCUUAAUUGGUUAAAAAGUGAAUGAAAUGUAAAGCAAAAUUAAUAUGUGAAGUCAAGACAUUUAAGAAGUACUUGUCUCAUUUUUCAUUCGUUAAGUUUUAAUUCACUUUUUUUUUAAUAAGCUUUUUAACACAUUUGUUCAUUAAGAUUACUUUAAGGAUGAUAUCAAUUUGUAACUUUUUUUCGUAUUUUAUUUUAAUCUCAGUUCGUCGUGUUAAAUUUGUAUUAUUAUUUCAUUGCAUAUAAUCGAUGGAGUCUUGAAUUUUUAUAAUAAAUUGUUUUGUAAUAAAUUUAAUAAUGUACAUAUGUUGUUGUUU
This is a messenger RNA of Lucilia sericata (common green bottle fly), 2913 nucleotides long. RefSeq names its product protein timeless homolog. Gene Ontology annotation, molecular function: DNA binding. NCBI's taxonomy places the organism in Eukaryota, Metazoa, Arthropoda, Insecta, Diptera, Calliphoridae. The annotation marks the transcript as partial. The transcript is spliced from 8 exons. Gene Ontology annotation, biological process: DNA repair; replication fork arrest; DNA replication checkpoint signaling. The record is from RefSeq and is a predicted model, not a curated record. Gene Ontology annotation, cellular component: replication fork protection complex.